Molecule: messenger RNA, 822 nt
Organism: Plasmodium reichenowi
Lineage: Eukaryota; Apicomplexa; Aconoidasida; Haemosporida; Plasmodiidae
Exons: 1
Coding region: 1-822 (273 amino acids)
Molecular function (GO): nucleotide binding; nucleic acid binding
Source: RefSeq, a predicted model, not a curated record
AUGAAGUUUAAUGUUAAAAACAAUCUUGAGGAACAAAUAAAGUCCAUAAAUAAUAAUAAUAUACCAUAUAAAUACUAUAAUCCACCCAAUAAUAUAAAUAUUCAUAACUAUUUAUGUGAUAAGAGUAUAAAAUACAAGUGUCCGUCUAGUUCAUAUUUAAGCCUUAAUGAAUUGUUAAAAUUUGUUGACAGUAUAAAUAAUGUAAAGGAUGAGAAAAUUAAUUAUAUGUAUCCAAGUGUGGAAUAUGUGAAAGCUGAACUAAAGGGACGAAUGCCAAUACAAAAUGAAAAAUAUCAAGAAGAAAAUAAUAUAUCUGAGAAUAAUUUAAAUAAUAGAAUUUUAAGAAAUGAAAAAAUUACCUUUCGUCAACCGGAAAGUUAUCACUAUGAUGAACAUAUACAAAAGGUUAGUCAUCCAAAUAAUGAUGAUAUGAAAAAUAUUAAUAAUCAUAAUAAUGAAGACAAAAAAAAUCCCCAAGAGGUAUAUCAUAUAAAUAGUAGUUUAAAAGAAAAUUUAAGCCUAAAACAAGAGAUUACACAUUCACCAAAAAAAAGUGUUCCCUCACAACCCCCUACUCAACAUAAUAUUAUAUUACACAAUUUAUUACAAUGUCGAACUAAUUUAUCAAAGUUGCAUAAUAUUAACGAUCCUGAAAAAUUAAUUAGUACUAAAAAUAUCAAACUUCUUUCUUUACAUCGUCCUUAUACUAUUGAGGAUAUAAAAAAUUUAAAUCUAACUGGAUUUGGUGAAGAUAAAAUAAAAAAAUAUGGAUAUGAAAUUUUAAAAGUUUUUCAUUCUAGUUAUCAGGAUAAAUAUAAUUAA